Molecule: messenger RNA, 1075 nt
Organism: Octopus sinensis (East Asian common octopus)
Lineage: Eukaryota; Metazoa; Mollusca; Cephalopoda; Octopoda; Octopodidae
Exons: 7
Coding region: 16-993 (325 amino acids)
Biological process (GO): regulation of actin filament polymerization; negative regulation of apoptotic process
Cellular component (GO): mitochondrion; apical plasma membrane; actin cytoskeleton
Source: RefSeq, a predicted model, not a curated record
CAUUUAACACGACGUAUGUCGGGUUUUUCCCUGGUGAAGGGGCGUAACUCCAAUUGUCUUACCAGAACACUUCCAGAUGGCGGCAGCUGCUGCUUCGAUACGUUUCUGUUAAGAUUUGAGGAACGAAAAGAAAAAAUAUUCUGGAAAUUAAAACCUCAAGAAGGGAAAAAGAUGUUCCGCUUUUUCUUCGAUUCGUUUUUCGGUGACGAGAAUCGGAGGCAAGAUGAUCCAUUUUCCAACUCAAAUGAUGGCUUUCAAAGGAAUGGCUUGGACUCUUUAUUUCACCACUUUGAUUCACAAAUCCAAAAUCAGAUGGAAGAUAUGCAACAACACAUGAAUGACAUGAUGAGAAAUUUAGGUUCCAUAGAAUACACACAAAUACCAUCCCUUGAUUCAGAAGAUGCAAACUCUUCAAGAUCUCUCCGUGAUGCAAUGUUAAAAGAUUCCAGUGAGCCAGCUGCCGCUGCACCAGAUCUCUCACCAAGAUCCCUGCCUCAGAUAAGAACACCAUUCAACACUCCAAACCAUAAUGAAAGCUCUGAAACAAAAAUGGACACAGACGUCGAUGAUAAAGCAGUUGUAAAAGAGCUAGAGGAUUUGGAUGUACCUCAGUCUUCGAACAAUACCAGUUCAUUUUCUUUUAGCCGUUCCAACAAAGUAACAGUGCGUACUGUCCAGAAACCUGGAGGGAAGUUUGAACAUUGGCGAACUGUGGAAGAUUCAUCUGGACGUAAAGAAGAAGUCUAUACUAAAGUAGCAGAUGGCCAAAAACACACGAUAACCCGUAAAGUCGAUUCAGUGGGUAACGAAGAAGAAACUGAAGAAAUACAGACCUUGGGGAAUUCUUAUGAAGAUCAGAUUGAUAGAACACCAAGGAGUCCCUUGAGUGAGAACCCUGAUCAGGCAAAUGAACAGCUUUACAGUCCCUACCAGCAAGGAAUGUCGUCAGUCAGAUAUUACUUCACAAAUUUAUUUGGUUUUAAACGUGAUUAAAUUGUUGCUUCUUCUAAUUUCUUUCAUUCAGUUGUGAUUUUUAUGUAGAUUCAGCUUUUGUAAUAAAUUCUGUUACAGCAUU